Messenger RNA from Plenodomus lingam JN3, 465 nucleotides. The record is from RefSeq and is a predicted model, not a curated record. NCBI's taxonomy places the organism in Eukaryota, Fungi, Ascomycota, Dothideomycetes, Pleosporales, Leptosphaeriaceae.
AUGGCCGAUGGAUCCAAGAUUCGCGCAGCCUUUCUGCCGCUGAAAAACCUCGUGCUCGCAGCGCUGCUCUAUGCGACCAUAUUUGGACUCAUCAGCCUCGUGAGCGACCCCAGCGGCGCAGCCAGAGGCAAGAUUGGCAUUCCCGCCUUCCUGGACAAGGCUGGCCCUACCGAGUUGAUCGAGUCGACAAAGUCGGGCAAGAAGGUCAAGUUUGCAGGCACCUCCAAGACGGUCAAUAUCAACCCGUACGCCAAUGUCUUCAACCGUCCACCCACCGCGGUCAAGAUUAGGGAUGACUACCUGGGUCCGCGGCCACAUGUCGACACCGAAGCCGACUUGGACAUGCUAAUCGAAGAGUGCAGAGGCACCUACGCUGGCCUCGAGAAUAUGAGGAAGCCCGAGCAAGCACAAGGGAUCCCCGCAAAGCAGAUUACAUCAACGCAGACGGGCACGGCAAGACGUUAG